Messenger RNA from Recurvomyces mirabilis, 1650 nucleotides. RefSeq lists its product as uncharacterized. Gene Ontology annotation, molecular function: heme binding; oxidoreductase activity, acting on paired donors, with incorporation or reduction of molecular oxygen; iron ion binding. The record is from RefSeq and is a predicted model, not a curated record. The coding region runs from base 1 to 1650 and encodes 549 amino acids. The transcript has 2 exons. Lineage: Eukaryota; Fungi; Ascomycota; Dothideomycetes; Mycosphaerellales; Teratosphaeriaceae.
AUGCCGAUUCUGACCGCUUCUCGGAUUGCCGCAACGCAGGCUGUCUCUUAUGCUGCGCUCUCGUUAAGCUGUCUCCCAUCAUUCACACAUCCUCCUGCUCGACAAGUUAUCAUAUCAUUUCAACUCCCUCUGAAUCAUGUUUUCGAGUAUUUUCGCGAUCGAAAAGCCCUUCGCCGCUUUCCGGGCAUGACGCCAUUGGCACCGUUCACCAACCUACCGUACAUGUACCAUGCAUCGAGAGGUAGACGAUACAAAGCGGUCCACGAAGCUCACCAGAAGUAUGGCCCUAUUGUUCGAGUCGGGCCAAACUCCGUAUCGUUCAACGACGUGCAGGCCGUCAGAGACAUAUACGGUCACGGCUCAGCAGUCCGCAAGGACGAGUUUUACGACGUGUUGUCUGGAACCCAUCGCCAUCUGGCCGACGUAGCAGACCGAGACGAUCAUUCCCGCAAGCGGCGUGUGCUUGCUGGUGCCUAUUCUCAAGCUGGCCUUGAACAUUGGGAGCACAUCGUUGCAGACAGGACCAGGGCCUUAGUCCAGCAAUACGAUCGGCUCUGCAACAGGCCCGUUUAUCAAUGCACGCCGCAUAGAGAUCCGCAUCUGAACCUCGAGCACGUCAAAGGUUUCAUCAAUCACCGAGCCUGGAUGGGCAUAUUCGCCGAGGAUGCAAUUAGCCAGAUCGGGCUGAGCGCAGACUUGCACAUGAUCGAGGCUGGCAACGACAUAGUAGAAGUCACAGCCCUGAACGGCAAAACAUCGCGUUUCAGCUACCGCGAAGCAUUGUGGUACUCCCACCGUAUCCAAUCCCCCAUGGUUUGGUCACCGAAGUGGUUCAAGACACUCGCACAAUGGACGUCGUGGCAUCCCUGGUGGCGACACAACGACAACUACACCAACAUGUGCGUCUAUUUCGUCCAACAGAGGCUGAAGCGGUAUGAAGCUGGUGAAAAGCUGGAUGACUUCUACACAUACCUCUUGGAAGACAAAUACGGGAGCGCCAAUUUCUACCCGAUGGGUGAGCUGGUGGCAGAAUGCAGCAUUAUGUGCAAUGCCGGGUCGGACACCACUGGGACGGCUCUGACGAAUGUGUUGUAUUGGCUGAUCAAGAACAUGGAGACUCUGACGGCACUUCGCGGAGAGGUCGACUCUGUGCUUGAGCCUGGCGAUAGCGUAGCUGCGUACGACCGCGUCAAGCACCUUCCAUAUCUGCGCGCGUGCCUGGACGAAAGCAUGCGCCUGACGCCACCAAAUACCAUGAAUGUGCCUCGACUGACGCCGGGGGAAGGGAUCGAAAUCAUGGGGGAAUGGAUUCCCGGCCACACCACCGUUCACAGCCCGCCGUAUGCCAUGCAUCGCAACGCUGUCAUCUUCCCUGACCCUCUCGCCUAUCGGCCUGAACGCUGGCUCGCUGACAAUGCGAAGGACUUGCAGCCUCACUUCCUCACCUUCAGUGCCGGGGCGAGAAGCUGCAUUGGGAGGAAUAUCACCUAUCUCGAGCAGACGGUGGUGUGGGCCACGUUGGUCCAUCGGUAUGAGUUUGAGUUGCUCAGUGCCGGUUGGGAGCUCUCACAGAGGGAAGCGUUCACGUGUUCUCCAGGAGAUAUGCCGGUGAAGAUCUGGAGAAGGGAGAUACCUGUCGGCGGUGAAUGA